Molecule: messenger RNA, 3770 nt
Organism: Drosophila takahashii
Lineage: Eukaryota; Metazoa; Arthropoda; Insecta; Diptera; Drosophilidae
Gene: trbd
Product: ubiquitin thioesterase trabid
Biological process (GO): protein K29-linked deubiquitination; cytoskeleton organization; positive regulation of Wnt signaling pathway
Cellular component (GO): cytoplasm; nucleus
Molecular function (GO): K63-linked polyubiquitin modification-dependent protein binding; cysteine-type deubiquitinase activity
Source: RefSeq, a predicted model, not a curated record
UCUCCAACACUGGAUAGAGACCAGAUGAUUGGCCUCGCAAUAAUGUAAAAACAACAUAAUAAUUAAUUUCCAAAUAAUCCAAAUUCCAAAUUCCUUGCACUACGAACCGCCGUGCGUGUGUGUGUCGCUGUGAUAGUGUCCGCGGAUUUUCGUGUUUCGCCCCGCGUCCGAACAACUGCAACCGAGAAAUAGGCAGGAGAAAAGAAGGAAAAACCCCCGAAACUGAAAAUCGAGUGAAAGUUUUUCACGUCUUUGUUUUGUAAUUAUUGUGAUUUUCCUGCCUGCCAGCCCGCAUUACUGGCAAUAUUGGAUCGACAUUGAGGGCCAUAACGACGCUGCUGCGGGCGCGGGUGGCUGCUGACGGCGAUUAUAGCGAUAUAUAGCUAUUACAGCGCUCGCGGGCCGAUUUCUUGGCCCUAUUGUGAUUGUGACAGCGCCAGUGUUAUAUAUUUAAAUCGACUCGAUUCGUCGCGUUUUCUGGGACUGCUGCAAAAGGCCUUGCGAAUUUCUGCGCCAGAGCAACUGCAUCGGCUGGCUCCGCGCACAAAACGAUGUGCGAUACCAAAGACGAUGCGCAGAAAUGGAAAUGUGAAAUUUGCACCUACGAGAACUACCCAUCCUCGCUGAAAUGCACCAUGUGCCAGGCGUCGAAGCCGCUGCUCAACGAGGACAUCUUUCGCCUGAGUCCCGCCCAGGAGAGCAGCUGCGUGGCGGAGGAGGCCGCCGCCGUAGAACCGCCCACACCCUCGUCCACGUGCUACUCGCUCCAGCCGCCGAACCAGGCGCGUCAGAGCAACGUGGCGGACAGCGAAAAGUGGCCCUGCAAGGUGUGCACCUAUCUCAACUGGCCGCGCAGCCUGCGCUGCAUCCAGUGCUGCACGAAGCGCGGCGGCGAGGCCAUCGAGCGGGGCAACAGGGACAAGGAUAACGAGGCUGGCGAGGCGCUGCAGGCUCUGCGCAUCAGCGGAUCGGAUGAGAACCUGGCCAAGAAGCCGGCCCAGCUCAUCGGGGCCACGGCCUCCAAUCGCUUGAGUUUGGAGUCCGGCAUCGAUGAUGCCACGCACCUGAACAAUCUCGCCAAUGCAUCCCACAACCGACAGCCUGUCCACCAGCAGCAGAUGCAGAUGCAGCUCCAGCUGCAGCCGCAGCAGCAGCGGGAAUCCUCCUCCUCCGCCGCCGUCCCGCAGAAGCAGUGCUAUGUGGCCAAGUGGGCGUGUAAUUCGUGCACCUAUGAAAACUGGCCGCGAAGCAUCAAGUGCUCGAUGUGCGGCAAGACGAGGGAGCGGGAGAUCAGUGGCUCGCUGAACGACUUGCAUGCCUCCUCCAGUUUAAACAGCCAGGAGGAGCAGCAACAGCAACAGCAGCAGCAAAACGUGGACACCGUCAGCGUCAACAACUCAUUCAAUAAGAAGCACAUUUACCAACUGGGUUCCUCGGAAACCAUCAACAACUGUGAUACGCUGCAGGAGCGGCAGGAGCGCCGCCAGCGUCAAAUCCGUCGCCAGGUGGACUGGCAGUGGCUAAACGCCUGCCUGGGCGUCGUGGAGAACAACUACAGCGCCGUGGAGGCGUACCUCUCCUGCGGCGGUAAUCCCGCCCGCUCGCUGACCAGCACCGAGAUCGCCGCUUUAAACCGCAACUCGGCCUUCGAUGUGGGCCACACCCUGAUCCAUUUGGCCAUUCGUUUCCAUCGCGAGGAAAUGCUACCCAUGCUGCUGGCCCAGAUCUCCGGCUCGGGUCCGGGCAUCAAGCGUGUGCCGUCCUACGUGGCUCCCGAUUUAGCAGCCGAUAUCCGGCGCCACUUUGCCAACACCCUGCGACUGCGCAAGUCCGGCCUGCCCUGCCACUAUGUGCAGAAGCACGCCACCUUCGCCCUGCCCGCCGAGAUAGAGGAGCUGCCCAUUCCCAUACAGGAGCAGCUCUACGACGAGCUGCUCGAUCGCGACGCCCAGAAGCAGCUGGAGACGCCGCCGCCGGCUCUCAAUUGGUCGCUGGAGAUCACCGCUCGUCUCAGCUCGCGGAUGUUCGUCCUGUGGAACCGCAGCGCCGGCGACUGCCUCCUCGACUCGGCCAUGCAGGCCACCUGGGGCGUCUUCGAUCGCGACAAUAUCCUGCGGCGGGCACUCGCCGACACACUGCACCAGUGCGGUCACGUUUUCUUUACUCGCUGGAAAGAGUAUGAGAUGCUGCAAGCUUCAAUGCUUCACUUUACCUUGGAGGACUCGCAAUUCGAGGAGGAUUGGAGUACCCUGCUGUCGCUGGCCAGCCAACCAGGUUCGUCCCUGGAGCAGCUGCACAUCUUUGCGCUGGCGCACAUUCUUCGACGACCGAUCAUCGUAUACGGCGUGAAGUACGUUAAGAGCUUUCGGGGCGAGGACAUUGGAUAUGCGCGUUUUGAAGGUGUCUAUUUGCCUUUGUUCUGGGAUCAAAACUUCUGCACCAAGUCACCGAUAGCACUCGGCUAUACGCGCGGCCAUUUCAGCGCCCUGGUGCCCAUGGAACCAUUCACUCGCAUCGAUGGACGACGCGACGACGUGGAGGAUGUGACCUACCUGCCGCUGAUGGACUGCGAGCUGAAACUAUUGCCCAUACAUUUUCUCACACAGUCCGAGGUGGGCAACGAGGAGUCAAUGAUGCGCCAAUGGCUGGACGUGUGCGUAACCGAUGGAGGACUACUGGUGGCGCAACAGAAGCUCAGCAAACGUCCCUUGCUGGUCGCCCAGAUGCUGGAAGAGUGGCUGAAUCACUACCGCCGCAUUGCACAAGUGAUAACGGCGCCCUUCAUUCGUCGCCCCCAGAUCACACAUUACUCCAGUGAUGGCGACUCGGAUGAGGAGUAGAUUACCCAGUUUCAGAUUAGAUAUCUGCGCAUAUUAUUGAAUAUCCUUAUUUUAUACUUUUGGCGAUCGGUAGCAGAUGUUGAGACGAGGGGAACAUGUGCAGAUCAUCCUACACACUUGCACUCGCAGUUAGCUAAAGGAAACUAUAUAGAGAAUACAUAUGCAUAUAUGCAAGCAGUUGAAAAGUUGUAGUUGUAACUAAAUUGAAAGCAAACUAAAGGUUAAGCAGCAAAGUACGAAAAUAGAUCGAUCGACAUAUGUAUAUCAUAUCCGUUCCCAAUUCAACGUUCGUUGAUUUUAGUCAAAUUUAUUCACACUGGGUCGUCCGUCGAGGCAUUGUAGACCGUAUAGUAACGAAAUUGAAGCUAAACACUGGUAGAUCUAAUUACACUCACAUCUGAAACAAUCCAUUAAGUGAAUACGUGGCCGAAAGGCAGAAGAGAAUAUACAAUGUACGCGCUAGUUAAUGUGAAUAACCACGAAUCCCUCGACUGCGGGCUUAAAUUAUUACAAAUCUCAAUGUACUAUUAAAUUUUAAAUGGGUGGCAAUUACAGAACAUAAUUAUGCUGCGGGUGAAUAUGGAGGCGUCAUUGAAAUGUUUAUUGAUAGUUUUUAAAACACUUUUUGGAAUUAUUAUGAAUCAUUACACAUUCAUGCCUAUAAAUAUAAUAUAUAUAAUUAUAUAACAUAUAUAGAAAUCCUAUGGUUCUAGAAAGUUGAACAAAGGGCCAAUAACAUAAUGAAUUUUAUUCUAACUGUAUUAUAAAUGGAAUUUUAUCUCAUUAUUAUUUUUGUUAGUAAUGUUAUUACAAUUAUUAUUAUUACUACCUUCUAAGAAAGCUUAUUGUGCAAAUGUACACGCAAAACGCAUAAAAAAGAAAUCACUUAUUUAAAUAAAAGUUUUAAGUAAAGAUUCAAACGGAAACGAA